AUGAGGUAUUCCUGGACCACCCGUCGUAACAGUGCAUCGAAUAAGAGCAUCAGCAAGUACCUCGGAGCUGAGACAAAAAAUGAAGUCUCUUCAAUCCCGUCGGCAAAAUCAGUUUACAAACAGUAUGGCAAACACGUGUUUACUGGAAAACUUGCCCAACAAUAUUUGGUUGCAAGUGGCGGUAGUGCGUCGUUGAUGGAGGAUCCUUCUUGGGUUAAGGACAGGAAAAAGGCCGAUAUUGUCGCAGCGGCAGUUCUACAUUGGGCGAUUGACAAUGAAGCAUACAGUUUCUGCCAUUGGUUUCAGCCGCUGGCAUCAUCCGGUGUUCGACAUGGUCAAACAGGACAGGUACAGAAUAUGAUGUUUAAAUUUGAUCCCAAAACAAACGAAUUGAAGUACGACUUUGACGGUGGUGACCUUGUCAAGGGAGAAACCGAUGGGUCGUCCUAUCCCAAUGGUGGACUUCGUGCCACCCACACUGCUGGCGGCUACCUCGCCAUUGAUACGUCUUCCCCCAUCUUUCUUCGGGGGGAUACCGUGUUUAUUCCGGCUAUAUUCGUUUCGUACUACGGAAUGGCAUUGGAUGAGAAGAGUCCCCUACUUAGGGCCAACGAUGCUUUGAGUUCCCAAGGGCAACGGCUCCUUGGGCAUCUUGGUUUGAAGUGUGGAGGAUUGAAAGCUAAUAUUGGUUUGGAACAAGAGAUUUUCUUGAUUUUCCGCGAAGAAUUCUACCGUCGCCCCGAUCUUCAAUUCACUGGACGUACCGUGAUGGGGAAGUUCGCACCUCGCGAUCAGGAGAUGUGUGACCAUUAUAUGGCCCCGCUAUCGACCGCUACUCCUGCUUUGGAGUGCAUGAAAGAGAUUCAAGAGGAGUGCUGGAAGAUGGGAAUUCCUCUCAAGACUCGCCAUAGAGAAGUCGCACCCAACCAAUAUGAAUUUGCGCCUCUAUACGGAAUUAAUUCUGCACAAAUUGACCAAAACUUGGUUGUCAUGCAGAUCAUCGAAGAAGUUGCCGCCAAGCACGGACUUGCUGCCCUCCUCCAGGAAAAGCCUUUCGAUGGUGUCAAUGGAUCAGGAAAGCACAACAAUUGGUCCAUCUCCACCCUCGAAGAAGUUCAACUCUUCGUCCCAAAGGCUAUCAACGCUGCGUGCAACAAUAUCAAUGCUUUCCCAGUCAUUAUGGCUGCCGUCGUUUCUGCCGUAGAUGCCCAUGGAGAUCUGAUGCGAAUGGCCAUUUCUUCCCCCGGCAAUGACUUCCGUCUCGGUGCCUGUGAGGCUCCACCCGCAAUUAUCUCCACUUACUUGGGUGAUGACAUGACCGCUUACCUCGAAGCAUUCAAGAACGGUGACUCCAAAGAAUACACUCCCCAAAAGAGGAUCAUUGAUGUAGGCAUUAGUGGGGUUGAGCCUUUCACUGUUCCCGCAGAAGACCGAAACAGAACUUCACCUUUUCCAUAUGGUGGUGCACGCUUUGAAUUCCGCGCGGUUGGAUCAUCACAAAAUGUGUCGAUGGUGAAUACAGUGUUGAACAUAAUGUGCGCCCAAAAAUUCGGUGAGUUUGCUGACAAGAUUGAUGCUGGAGCAGACCCAGUUGACGUUGCCAGAGAGGCCCUGAAUGAGCACUGGAAGGUUAUUUUCAAUGGCAAUGGAUAUGAUCUUGCAAACCAGCAAAUGCUGACUGAUAAUGGAGUUUGGCGUAUCGAUUCCGGCUGCGAUGCCAUUGCCCAACUGACUUCCGCAAAGAAUAUUGCGCUCUUUGAAAGCAUGGGUGUUAUGACUGCUGACGAGUUGCAUGCUCGCCAAAACGUACUACAUGACCACUACGCAGGUAUCGUGGAAAUGGAAGCAAGGGUAAUGAUUGAUAUGAUAAAUCAGCACGUUAUCCCGUCCAUUUAUGCAGCUGAGGCAGAGGACCAUGAGUUGGAGGCUUCAGUUGCUAUUUUGGAACGAGCUCUACAUGAAAUUGAGGAAGCAGAGGACUCCUAUUCCAAGGCAAAGCUAGCACGAGUUCUUCGCCUUGAAACCAUGAUCGAAAUCCGAAAGCUUUGUGAUGCAGCAGAAGCGGUGGUUCCGCGAGAACUUUGGACUAUUGCUACAUACAAGGAACUCUUGUUUCUGGAUUCUCAUGUCGGCCCAUCACAUGUAUAA
Cylindrotheca closterium is the source of this 2148-nucleotide messenger RNA. The record is from the annotation of a GenBank genome assembly. NCBI's taxonomy places the organism in Eukaryota, Bacillariophyta, Bacillariophyceae, Bacillariales, Bacillariaceae.